ACGACGCCACGAUGGCAAGCGCAGAGCCGAGCACCAAACCUACUCCUCCUCCUCCUCCGCGACCGCACCAAUGGCGACGCCGACGGCCUCUUCCCCCUCGCCCCUCGCCUCCGCCUCCAUUCGCACCUCCUCCCGCAAGCGCUUCUUCACAUUCCCGUGCAGCUCCCCACGCCUCGGGCUCCGCCUCCGCGCGGGCUCCGUCAAGGAGUGGCGCGAGUUCGAGGAUGACGCGGGCUCCGUCAAGGAGUGGCGCGAGUUCGAGGACGCCGUCAGGAGCAAGGACCUCUCCCGCGCGCUCCGCUUUCUUCAGUCCGUGGAGCCCCAGGAGGCGGGAGCUGCGGCGAUGCAGGUCGCUGUCCCCGUGCCGCCGGGGCGGGACUGGGAGGUGCUCGACGCCUGCAUCGACGCCGACGACAUGCGGCUCGUUGGCCGGGCCUACCAGUUCCUCUCGGACCGCGGGCUCCUCGUUAACUUCGGCAAGUGCAAGAACAUCGUUCUGGAAGGACCCAGAGAAGUGACACCAACAGUUUUAAAUGAGAUGACAGGAUUGGAAGCUGCAAAGCUUGCACCAAAAAAGUGGGGUCUGUCGGGAAGUUCUCCGUAUGUUCUCAUUGGAUUUCUUGGAGGUGUAUCUUAUCUACUAACUCAAGGGAUUGAUGUACGACCUAACUUGGGUGCCAUAUUGGCAUUAGCGACAGCUGAUGCAAUCUUUCUUGGUGGUACUUGUCUCGCCCAAAUCUCAUGUUUCUGGCCUCCAUACAAGCGUCGAAUCCUUGUACAUGAAGCAGGCCAUCUUCUUACUGCCUAUCUAAUGGGUUGCCCGGUACGAGGAGUCAUAUUGGAUCCAUUUGUGGCGUUGCGAAUGGGCAUUCAGGGGCAGGCAGGGACUCAGUUCUGGGAUGAAAAGAUGGAAAAAGAACUUGCUGAGGGUCAUCUAUCAAGUACAGCAUUUGACAGGUACUGCAUGAUUUUGUUUGCAGGAAUUGCUGCUGAAGCACUUGUUUAUGGGGAGGCUGAGGGCGGAGAAAAUGAUGAGAAUUUAUUCAGGAGCUUGUGUAUUCUACUGAACCCACCAUUUUCUGUUGCACAGAUGGCAAACCGAGCUCGUUGGUCAGUCAUGCAAUCUUAUAACCUUUUGAAGUGGCAUAAGAAAGCUCAUAGAGCAGCGGUCAAAGCACUGGAAGGCGGACAUAGCCUCAGCAUUGUAAUCAGAAGGAUAGAAGAAGCCAUUGCCUCUGACAGAUAACUGGACGAACUAAUCCCUUACAUGUGUUCCUGUCUAUCAAGGUUUCCUCGGCACCUUGCAAAAAUUGCAAGGAUGGAUUUUCAUAAUUUCGUUAUUUGAUAGCCUCGCAGGAAAGGUUGGUACGCGUUGAAACAGGAACAUCGUUCUUGAAAGAAAGGCAUACAAUCCCUCGAUGUGGGUAAAGGAGGCCAAAGCAUCAGAGGUCCAAACGAGAUCAACUGAUAUGUUGGAGAGUUGAAGGAACUCCGAAGUUCAAGCUAUGUGGUUAAUAAUGAUGCCAGAUACAGUAAAUGUACAUAGGAGACAUCGAUUCUUGAUGAAUAUGUAAACAUAGGUAGGAAUAGAAAUAGCUGAACAAUGUGAGUACAUUUGACAAAGGAUGCAACCGGCACUCUGGAUUGUUGCUAAACAUUUUGUAAUUGUGCUCCAAGUCAUUUCAUUUACGAACAUGGCUGAUUAA
Phragmites australis (common reed) is the source of this 1706-nucleotide messenger RNA. RefSeq lists its product as uncharacterized. The transcript has 7 exons. Gene Ontology annotation, biological process: proteolysis. Gene Ontology annotation, molecular function: ATP-dependent peptidase activity; metalloendopeptidase activity; ATP binding. Bases 71 to 1246 code for a protein of 391 amino acids. The record is from RefSeq and is a predicted model, not a curated record. Lineage: Eukaryota; Viridiplantae; Streptophyta; Magnoliopsida; Poales; Poaceae.